AUGGCAGCUGUGAGCUUCACGCUCUGUGAGGAGCAGUUCCUCUGCUCCAUCUGUCUGGAGGUCUUCACUGAUCCAGUCACAACAUCAUGUGGACACAGAUUCUGUUGCAUCUGCAUAAACCGACACUGGGACUGCAGUGUCCGCUGCAGCUGUCCAGUCUGUAAACAUGACUUCAGACCAAAACCACAGCUGAAGGUCCAGGAGAUCCAGCGCUCAGUGGAGCAGAGUCAGAGAAAGGCAGACGCAGAAAUACAAGAAGGUCUCAGAGUCUUCACCGCUUUGCUGGAGCGUGUUCAGCAAAGUGCAGACAGCUUCAAACAGAGCAUUGUAGAAAAGCAUCAGAAGGUGGAGGAGGAGGCGUCUCAGCUGAUAGAGCAGAUCCAGACAGAGAUCUCUGAGCUGGAGCAGAGAGGAGCUGAGAUGGAGCAGCUGUGGACCUCUGGAGACCACCUGUCCUUUGUCCAAACCUUCACUACAGCCAAACCUGCUCCACAGCUCAGCGACUGGAGCCAGAAGACUGUCAGGACCCCGUCGUACAAGGGGACAGGGGCCCAAGCUGUGUCUGAGCUGAGCGACAAACUGAACAUGGAGAUGGAGGCGUUCUUUGAAGUGGAAUUUGAAAAAGCACAAGAAUUUGCAGUUGAGGUUUCUCUAGAUCCAAAAACGGCACAUCCAGACUUGGUUCUGUCUAAAGAUCUCAAACAGGUCAAAGAAAAGACAUCCUGGGAAGUAGGAGUGGUUAAAGAGUCAGUGGAUCGCAAAGCAGAAGAAGACUCUCUGACUGUACAGAAAGGAUACUGGACACUCAACUUAGAUGAUGAUUACAAAACUUCAGACGACCCUCCUGUAAUUAUCUCUGUGAAGGGCCGUCCAAAGAAGGUUGGUGUGUUUGUGGAUUAUGAUGAAGGUCUGGUCUCCUUCUAUGAUGUGGAUAAAGAGUCUUUCCUUUAUUCUUUCACUGACUGUUGCUUCACUGAGAACAUUUUGCCGUUUUUCGAUCCACACGGCGACUCUGCCCCUAUGGUCCUGAAGCCUGUGAGGCAGUUGGUUCAGCAUUACAAAAAGUAA
Knipowitschia caucasica is the source of this 1068-nucleotide messenger RNA. Lineage: Eukaryota; Metazoa; Chordata; Actinopteri; Gobiiformes; Gobiidae. The record is from the annotation of a GenBank genome assembly.